CUUGGACCCCAUUUUUUUUUCUAACAUGAAGCUAUUUCACAUUUACACUGUUUAGGUUGACUCGAAGAACUGGCAAUUUAUUGAGGCAUCAACAUCAUUGGAUAGGCUAAAAGUCACUAUUGAUUUUUCAGAGCUUGGCUUGACUAUAUUCUUUGAGGCAGAACUAAUCAGGGAUAAUUGUCGCGGCCUUCAGAGGUUUGGUAAGAACUACCUGCACGUGCGGCAUCUCGAGCACGUUUUGAACUCGACAAGAAAAUGGAUCCAACUCUCGACCAUUUUUCAAUACCACAGAUGCUUCAUUUCUGCACUCUAAUCUUGGAGUAACUUCCCAUCCUUAAUCUCAUCACAAACCAACCACUUCGUAGGAUUUUUUCGCAUUGCUGCCUAUAUCAUGGUUUCUAUUUAAGCCGAAGAGUUGUCGCCCAUUUCACUUUUAUGCGUCAAAAAAUCAUGUACCGGUCAUCAUUCACAUCCAUGCAUUUCUGUACAUUUAAUUAUUGCUUCGCUUAGACGGUCUUUAUCAGUGUCAUUACCAUCUUCAUAUCGUACUAGCACCCACGAGAUCAAUAACUCGCUUUCUUACAUUGUUCAUAGCAAACACAAAAAUCCCAUUGAACCCAACCAUUCUUGCCCUCGUAUCUCCAAAACUCACUACUUAUAUGUGCUUCAGUCAUCUCGUUUUUCCACUUUUAUCAAACGCUUGAUAAAAUGUCGCAAAGAAAUCAACAGCGUCAAGACACCGACUUUCAUUUCGUUCAUCAUCUUCUUAAACCUUCCAAUGGAACACGUCAUGUCUUGACUGUCAGAACUGUCCAUUGUUUAGUCCUCAAGUUAGGUUUUCUCCUCCACUUGCCAACAUCGACGACUCUCCUUGCAGCUUACUCUAGAGUUAGCGAUAUUUGCUCUUCGUGGGGUUUGUUUAAUGAAACUUGUGAUAGGGAUGUGGUCUUUUGGAAUGCUAUGAUCAGUGCCUGUACUGAGAAUCAUUGUUUUAAUAUGGCAUUGGAUUUCUUUGUGGAGAUGAUUAAAGAGGGAACUGGGUUUGAUUCCACAACUCUUUUGAUUGUCGUUUCGACGCUAUCUCGCACGAAAUACUUAAAAAGGGGAAAGAUUUUUCAUACUUAAAGCAUAAAGAGUGGGAUGCUUUCAGAUUGUUGUCUUUACAAUGCACUUGUGGACAUGUACGCAAAAUGUGGUGACCUGAAUUCUUCGGCGUGUGUGUUUGCUGAGAUGAAUUGCAGAGAUACUGUGUCUUGGAAUACAGCAAUGAGUGGUUGUCUUAGUAAUGAUCAUCCUGAGCAGUCGUUGUUGUACUUUAAGGAAAUGAAUUUCUCCGGGAACGCUGAUUGUGUGAGUUUGUCAUCUGCUAUUGCAGGAUGCACUUGUCUUGGUGAGUUGAGCCACGGUCAAGUUAUUCACGGCUGGGGGAUUAAGUUCGGUUAUGAGGAAAGCAAUUGCAUUUCAGUUGCCAAUUCUCUCAUUUCAUUGUAUUCAAAGUGUGGAGAUAUUGAGGCUGCAGAGACAGUGUUUCAGGGUAUGCGACAUAAGGAUGUUGUUUCAUGGAAUGCAAUAAUUAAUGGGAUUGCUUCAAAUGGUAAGAUCAAAGAAGCAUUUGAUCUUCUUAUUGAGAUGCAGUUGAUGGGGUUUGCUCGACCUGAUGCAACCACUGUAGUUACUAUAAUUUCGCUUUGUGCUGAAUUUAUGCUUUUGAGAGAAGGAAGAAGUGUACAUGGAUAUGCAAUGCGGAGACUAAUGGGAUGUGAUGAAAUGGUGAUGAACAGCCUUAUGAACUUCUACUCAAAAUGCAACUGUAUAGAGAAGGCUCAGCUACUGUUCAGUAUCAUUUCCAUAAGAGAUUUGGUGACUUGGAACACAAUGAUCUCUGGGUAUAUCCAAAAUGAAGAUUCAAAAAAGGCUCAGAGCCUGUUUAAGGAAAUGCUUUAUUUCUCUUCAGAGUUCAGCACAUCAACUCUAUUUGCUAUUCUUCCUUCUUGCAAUUCCCUUGAAUCCCUGAAGUUCGGUAAAUCAAUUCACUGUUGGCAGUUAAAGGUGGGAUUCUAGAAUGAUAAUCUUGUGGUUAAUUCCCUCAUGGACAUGUACAUUAAUUGUGGAGACUUGAUGGCCGCUUUCCCAUUGCUGCAAAGAAUUUCACUUGUAGGAGAUACAUCUUGUUGGAAUACUGUAAUUGUUGCCUGCACAAGAAAUGGACAUUUUCAAGAAGCCUUUGAAACUUUCAACAUGAUGAGGCAGAAAGGAAAUGCCAGCCUUGAUUCAGUUACCCUUUUCAAUGUCAUAUUAGCUAGUGGAAUGCUUGAGCUGGCCUCCCAAGGCAAAUCUCUUCAUGGUCUUGCACUUAAAUCUCUGAUAGGGUCAGAUACUCGCGUCCUGAAUGUAUUAAUCACAAUGUAUAGCAGAUGCAGCGAUAUUGAGAGUGCUAGGCUGGUUUUCAUUUUGAGCUCCGAUCGCAAUCUAUGUUCGUGGGAUUGCAUGAUCUCUGCUUUUUCUCAAAAUAAGGCUGAAAUAAGAGCACUUGAUUGGUUUCGCUUGCUUGAGUUCAAACCCAAUGAUAUCACCAUUGUUAGUGUUCUCUCUGCUUGCAGUCAACUUGGAGUUUUAAGACAUGGAAGGGAAAUUCAUGGAUGUGUAAUUCGCAUGCAAUUUCAAGAUAACCCUUUUAUAUCUGCAGCCCUUCUGGAUAUGUACAGAAAUUGUCGAAGACUGGAUAUUGCUUGCAAAAUUUUAAAAAAUGCAGGGAAAAAAUCAAAUGCGGCAUGGAAUUCUAUGAUUUCUGCAUACGGUUUCCACGGUGAAGGUAGAAAAGCAAUUGAAGUGUUUCAUGAAAUGUGCAACUAUGGAAUCAGACCAACCAAAAGCACAUUCAUCAGUCUUUUAUCAGCUUGCAGCCACACAGGGCUGGUGAAUGAAGGCCUAUGGUAUUACAACCAUAUGCGGGAAUAUGAAGUAGAACCUGUAACCAAGCACGAUGUACACAUGGUUGAAAUGCUCGGUCGAGCUUGUAAACUCCAUGAAGCCUAUGAGUUCAUUACAAACAAGUCAGAGCAACCCAAACCAGGUGUUUGGGGAGCCAUGCUAAGUGCUUGCAACUAUCAUGGAGAUAUGGAGAUGGGGAAAAAAGUAGCACAACUUCUCUUUGAGUUGGAGCCUGAAAAUGUCGGAUACUACAUUUCAUUGGCUAAUAUGCGUGUUGCUUCAGGACAAUGGAAAGAUGCAGUGGAGCUACGGGAAAUAAUUCAUCAUAAAAAAUUAAGGAAAACAGCAGGUUACUGUCUCAUUGAUGUUGGUCAAGGACAUAAUUGCAAACGAUGUAACUUUUUGCUGGUAAUACAACCCAAAAUUGAUUUUUCUGUUUCUCAACAUUUUAUAAAGAACAUUCAAACUCACUGGCCUAUAGCCAUGAAACAAAACUUUGGUGAAACAAAAACCAUAAAUAUACUAAGGGGGCGGCAUCAAUGGAUGGGCCUAAAGAUUCAUUCAAAGAAAAACUGA
Molecule: messenger RNA, 3507 nt
Organism: Mangifera indica (mango)
Lineage: Eukaryota; Viridiplantae; Streptophyta; Magnoliopsida; Sapindales; Anacardiaceae
Product: pentatricopeptide repeat-containing protein At4g19220, mitochondrial
Biological process (GO): RNA modification
Molecular function (GO): RNA binding; protein binding
Source: RefSeq, a predicted model, not a curated record